This is a messenger RNA of Amphimedon queenslandica, 1802 nucleotides long. RefSeq names its product CWF19-like protein 1. The transcript is spliced from 16 exons. Gene Ontology annotation, cellular component: post-mRNA release spliceosomal complex. Bases 52 to 1707 code for a protein of 551 amino acids. Gene Ontology annotation, biological process: mRNA splicing, via spliceosome. The record is from RefSeq and is a predicted model, not a curated record. Gene Ontology annotation, molecular function: RNA lariat debranching enzyme activator activity. Lineage: Eukaryota; Metazoa; Porifera; Demospongiae; Haplosclerida; Niphatidae.
GUGGGUGUGCCUGACACACCCCUACUUGUCUUCUUAGCUUGCAGCAGAAACAUGAAAAUAUUAGUUGCUGGUGAUAUAAAUGGAAUGAUUAAACCUUUUUUUUCAAGAGUACAGACGAUAUUGAGGACGUCUGGAGAUUUUGAUGCCUUAUUUUGUGUUGGCUCAUUUUUUGCUGAUACUCCAGACUGCAAUCAGCAUUGGGAGGAUGUCAAAGAAGGCCUGAGAGCUGUUCCACUGCCAAUUUACAUUCUGGGUCCGAGCAAUGCUGAUUGUGAAAAAUUUUAUGAAGGCAUCACAUUUGAUGGAGGAGAACUAGCUGAAAAUAUAACCUGUUUAGGUCACAGAGGCGUAUUUAAGACAGUGGAAGGACUACAGGUGGCAUAUUUGAGUGGACGAUACGAUAAAAACGAAUAUCAAAAGAAACACGAAAAUAAAGACACACUUCCAUGUUUCUUCAGACAAGAGGACAUUUUUGCAUUAUAUCAAACUGCAAAUGCUCAGGACUUUAGCGGAGUUGAUCUUCUAUUGACAUCAGAAUGGCCUCAAGGCGUCACCAACCACACACAACCACCUGAAUGGCUUAAUGACGUUCGUUCUGGCUCAAUUUCAAUCUCAAAACUAGCAAGCUCCUUAUGUCCUCGGUAUCAUUUUGCCGCUGGACUGGAGAUUUUCUUUCAGAGACCUCCUUAUAGGAAUGAGAGAGCUGGCAAAAGAAUGCAUGGAACACGCUUCUUCGGACUAGCUAAUAUUGAUAAUACAAAUAAGAAAAAUAGAUAUUUAUAUGCAUUUUCCAUCACUCCUAUGUGUGAGAUGAGCUCAGAAGAACUUUUGAAGCCCCCAGAUAACAUCACAGACUCUCCUUAUACAGAUUUAGCUAAACGGCCACCGAUUUCAGCUCGUGAGAGUGGCAGUGGGAGUGGUCUAGCUUCAAAUUAUUUUUAUGAUGUUAAAGAGAUACAAGAGACCAGAAAACAGCAGCAAAGAGAACAGGAUCGACUAGUAAGACAAUUUGAUCCUUCUCUGCCUCCCGCAAAGAGACGAGCCGUUCAGCCUCAAGGUCCCUGCUGGUUCUGUCUCAGUGGCCCUGAAGUUGAGAAGCACCUCAUUGUGUCCAUUGGGAAUGAUUCAUAUCUUGCCCUCAGCAAAGGAGGACUGGUUGAUGAACAUGUACUUAUAUUACCAAUCGGUCAUUAUCCUUCAUCCAUUGAUGCUCCUCAGGAAGUAAUUGAAGAAAUCGAUAAAUUCAAAGUUGCUCUCAGGAAAUACUUUAGCUCUAAGAAUCAGACUUGUGUCAUGUUUGAGCGUAAUUUCCGAUCACAGCAUCUACAGAUACAGGUGGUUCCUCUUCCUAAGGAAAUGGAGUCUGACGACCUGAGGCAAGCAUUUAUUGACUCAGGGAAAGCUCAUAAGCUGGAGUUUGCUGAAAUAGAAAGAGGAAGCGACAUCAACAAGAUGGUUCCUUCAGGGGCUCCGUAUUUCAUGGCUGAGUUCUUCACAGGUCCAAGUCUAUUUGCUAGAAUUAAAGGAGGAUUCUUUCCUAUACAGUUUGGAAGAGAAGUGUUGGCGUCUCCAUUGAUACUAAAUGUCCCUCAUAAAGUGAACUGGAAGAACUGUGCUCUUGGCAAAGAAAUAGAAACAAAGAUAACUCUGAGAUUCAGGGAUAAAUUCCAACCAUUCGACUUUACUGCUGAUGAUGAUGACGAUUAGCUAUUUAACUCCUUUAUCAUUGUUAUUACUUUUAUUUGUCAUUAUUUCAUUCCAGGUGAAUUUUUUGUGUCAUCUCUUCAAUAGAUAUUUUACUC